Pogona vitticeps (central bearded dragon) is the source of this 1635-nucleotide messenger RNA. RefSeq names its product Fas cell surface death receptor (gene FAS). NCBI's taxonomy places the organism in Eukaryota, Metazoa, Chordata, Lepidosauria, Squamata, Agamidae. Gene Ontology annotation, cellular component: external side of plasma membrane; CD95 death-inducing signaling complex; membrane raft. Gene Ontology annotation, biological process: regulation of stress-activated MAPK cascade; activation-induced cell death of T cells; extrinsic apoptotic signaling pathway in absence of ligand. Gene Ontology annotation, molecular function: protein binding; tumor necrosis factor receptor activity. The record is from RefSeq and is a predicted model, not a curated record.
CUGACAGAAAAGGGGAGGGUGUUUCCUCGAAACGGUGACAUGUAGCUGCUACUUGCAUACAGACGUUUCAACCAGGAGCCAGCCUGGACGCAGCAUGAUCAAGACGCUCCUUCUCUGCCUCUUGUUAACGGUGGGUCCUGCAUGUGGCCUCACUGCUACGGGACCAUCACAUAACAAUGAUUCUGUACCUAGAAUACACCGUGUGUAUAAUAAGCUUACUGCUGUGAAACACGUUUCUAAGCGGAACCUUAUUAGCUGUCAUGAAAACACAGAAUAUCUAUUCAAUACAUCUCUUGGUGUCCUUUGCUGUGAGUCUUGUCCGCCUGGUUAUGUUGCUGAAAAUGUUGGCUGCACAAAGGAAAAUCCUAAAACCAGUUGUAAAAAGUGUACACUGGGGAAAGAGUACAUGGAUCAUUACAAUUAUAAUACAAAAUGUCUGCGAUGCCGUGGUUGCGAUGAACAACAUGGUAUGGAAAUAGAGAACAAUUGUACCAUCAACCAGAAUACAAAAUGUAAAUGUAAAACUGACUUCUUUUGUGAUUCUGCACCAUGCCAUCAUUGUGCUCCAUGUGAUAGCUGUGCAAAUGGCAGAGUUUUAGAACCCUGCACGGACACGAAGAACACCAAGUGUGAAGAGACAGGAGAGUCACGCCAACACUUCAUAAUUAUAGGUGUGAUUAUACUUCUUGUGCUGGUGAUUGUGGUGGUAUUUUUAUUGCGAAAGAAACGAAACAAUCAACAGAAGAAACACACCAUCUCAACUAAACAUAAUAUUGAGAUGGUGCCGCUAAAGUACCCAGAUAUUGAUUUAAGCAGUCACAUUGCUGACAUUGCAGAAGAGAUGAACUUAGAAGAUGUCCUAAGGCUUGUCCGGAAACUGGGUGUGUUAUCCAGUCGCAUAGAAGUAGUCAAAAGUGAUAAUCAAAACAAUGCUGCUGAAGCAAAAAUAAAACUAUUAGAACUUUGGUACCAAGAAAAGGGGAUAACAGGUGCUUAUGGGGCUUUAAUUACCACGCUCAGAAACCUUCACUUGCGUUCAGCAGCUGACAAGAUUGAACAAAAAAUGUCCCUGCUUUUUCAAAACAAUGAAAAUCUGGAUAGAAUAUGAGUUCAUUCAGAGUUGAUCAUCCUCUCUGUUUCUGCAUUUCUCUGCUACUCUCCAUUUAUAUGUCAUUCCCUUGCUUUUAUGGCCCCUGCUGAGUAUUUUCAGUCCUUGUGCAAGGAGGUCAUCCUCUCUAUCGCCUUGUGAAAAAUGCAAUGCCUUCUUAAAGCAUUGGGGGUGAUAUGUUUCAGGCCAGUGGAAGCUUUUCUGCAGCCAGCUUCCCCUCCCAUUACCUGAGCAACUGCACUCAAGCAAUCAAAUGGAGCAUCUGCUUGCUGUGUUUGAGGAAGGAGAGAAGAUCAUGGAAACUGUAUGUGCAGAGUGACAUGUUUCAUCUGCAGUGCACGGGCUGCUGGCUAUUGUGUUUUCCCAGGCCUUUUAAGCUGUUUUAGUUGCUUUUAUUUAUUCCAUGGGAUUUGUUUUGCUCUAUGCACAUCUCUGAUCUUUAUCUGCUUUUGCUAUUGACUUUUAAAUAGUUUUACUUCUCCUUGUGAGUAGUGUAAAUAAAUAAAACCAUGUGUUCAGCCUGUAAA